This is a messenger RNA of Anopheles funestus (African malaria mosquito), 2502 nucleotides long. RefSeq names its product protein adenylyltransferase Fic (gene Fic). The transcript has 2 exons. Lineage: Eukaryota; Metazoa; Arthropoda; Insecta; Diptera; Culicidae. Gene Ontology annotation, molecular function: protein binding. The coding region runs from base 426 to 2051 and encodes 541 amino acids. The record is from RefSeq and is a predicted model, not a curated record.
UUUACUGCUGUCAGCUUCAAAAACUUUAUUAAAUUAUACAAAAUCUAAUUCUGAGCAUAUGUGGUUUGUUGAUUUUCAUUAAUUUCUUAAAAAUUUUGUUAUUAAACAACUUGCAAAGCUUGAAAAUUAAUCGAAAUUUAGCUACCCUACCGUGCUAGGAAAGUGGUUGGCAGUCAACCAGCUGUCAAAACAACCAUAAACAUACACCACCACGUCAAUGCAGCAGGCGUUUAAUCAGCUGGUAAAUUGCGCGAGAAAAUUCAAACAAAUCCAAACUGCAAGUGAUAAGAACGAGAACGGUGGACACGUACACUGAUUUAGUGCUUCUUAGAACGCCCAUCGCGUAAAAGAAAAUCCCCUCAAACGCCCGAAGUCUCGUUUCAAGCAGCUGCCCGUACCAGUAGUAUGCACUCACCAGCACUACCAUGACUUUCGACAUCGAGCGUAAGCGUUUGGAGUUGUGCUAUGGCACGUUUGGUACCAACGCGAAUGGCACCUCUACCACCAAGGCGACCGAAAGGAAGCGAAGGAAAAGUUCCACCUCGUCCGAGCAAUCCACACUCCACAGGCACCGGAAACGAUCCGUAAGUGAAACGAAGCCCAGCCCCAACAAACAACGAUGGCAGCAGCAUUUGCGACAGACCAAGUGCCAUGUUAUCACCAUCUUUGCCAGUGGCGUAUUAUUUUCGGUGCUAAUGCUUAUCCUGCUGGACUUUGUCCCGUCAUCGCCUCACCGCCAGCCGGAAGGUUCAAUACGGCGCGUCGGUUCCGAGGGUGGACGGGCUCUGUACGCUCCGCGGCAUCUUCCCGAUGAAUCGAUGCUUAGGUUGGCGGAUGAGACGCGCGUAAUGGAACCGUACCUGCCGGCACGGAAGUUAGCCACACCGUCCGAUGAGAAACAAGACACACUAACGAACGAACAGGAAGCGCUUGGGUCGCUUAAAAUGGCACUGGAAAUGAAGCAGCUCGGGAAGGAUGAUAAGGCGCUACGAUUAUUUCAACACGCGCUCGCACUAUCCCCGAAGCAUCCGGAAAUUCUCACCAAAUACGGUGAAUUCCUUGAGCACAACCAGCAGGACGUAGUGUCGGCCGAUCAGUACUACACCCAAGCACUCACGGUUAAUCCGUACUAUUCGGAAGCCCUGGCCAACCGAGAGCGUACGGCACACAUUGUGGAGCAGAUGGAUGCCAAACGGUUCGAAGCGUUGGAUCGGAAGCGCGAUGCGUUAAGCUCGGUGCACGCAUCCAACAUGGCACUGAAACGAGCGGAAAAGGAAGCUUACAUUCAGCACAUUUACCAUUCGGUCGGUAUCGAGGGUAAUACGAUGAGUUUAGCACAAACGCGUUCGAUUCUGGAGACGCGCAUGGCCGUCGAUGGGAAGAGUAUCGACGAGCAUAACGAAAUUCUUGGUCUGGACGCGGCCCUGAAGUAUAUCAACGCAACGCUGGUAAACAAAAACGAUUACAUUACCCUGAAGGACAUCCUGGAGAUACAUCGGCGUGUGCUUGGCCACGUGGAUCCAAUCGAGGGUGGUGAGUUUCGUCGGACGCAGGUUUACGUCGGCGGUCACAUCCCACCCGGACCCGGUGAUUUGGCGAUCUUGAUGGGACGCUUCGAGAACUGGCUCAAUUCGGAGCAGGUGUUUCUGAUGCAUCCGGUCAAGUAUGCGGCAAUGGCACACUACAAACUGGUACACAUACAUCCAUUUAGUGAUGGUAAUGGUCGCACGUCGCGAUUACUAAUGAACACGCUGUUAAUGCGUGCCGGUUAUCCGCCGGUGAUAAUACAGAAACAGCAUCGGCACAAGUACUACAACUUUUUGCAGCUGGCCAACGAGGGUGAUAUUCGUCCGUUUGUGCGAUUUAUUGCGGAUUGUACGGAGCGCACGCUGGAUCUUUAUCUGUGGGCAACGAGUGAACUGUCCCAUCCGGUUCCCUUGCUGGCGCAGGAAAGCAUGGAGGGUAUGCCGUUAAUUUUUAACAGUUUUACCGACUACGGAGCCGAUGUUGGUAGCGGUGCUGGUGAUACGAUACGGAUAGGUGUUAUUUGAUAUUGGCUUCUACUAGCCCUGGCUGGAACAGUGGCUUUUGGUGCACCACAUCUUCCCAUCAUCACAAGCGUUUGGUGGAGUGUGUUUUGUUUGUACAUAGUUUUGUUAUUUUGCACACGUAUUUUAAAUGCCGUCUUCUCAUAUAAGCUUGUUAACUUAUUGUCCGUUUUUAAACUGUCUUCUCGUUACCUUCUACCAUUUACAAAGAAACAGUCCGUUAUGAAAUGAGCGUCAAGUACCAUGUGAUCGAAUCACGCAGGUUACCCGCGAACGGGGAAGCUAUAUUACGGGGAACCUACCAAAACGCACAGAAACGGAAUUACAACAAUCCGUAUAUAGUCAAUCGAAACUACAAAUAUGAGUCCUACUACUGUUUUGUGAUACUGUGAUUAUUUUUAGAAACUAUAGUAGAAUCCAAAAUGUACAAUAAACUAGCAAAUUUUAAUCAUCA